Messenger RNA from Hirundo rustica (Barn swallow), 894 nucleotides. RefSeq names its product homeobox A11 (gene HOXA11). Gene Ontology annotation, molecular function: RNA polymerase II cis-regulatory region sequence-specific DNA binding; DNA-binding transcription factor activity, RNA polymerase II-specific. Lineage: Eukaryota; Metazoa; Chordata; Aves; Passeriformes; Hirundinidae. The record is from RefSeq and is a predicted model, not a curated record. Gene Ontology annotation, biological process: anatomical structure development; regulation of transcription by RNA polymerase II. Bases 1 to 894 code for a protein of 297 amino acids. Gene Ontology annotation, cellular component: nucleus. The transcript is spliced from 2 exons.
AUGAUGGAUUUUGAUGAGCGUGUUCCUUGUUCCUCUAACAUGUAUUUGCCAAGUUGUACUUACUACGUCUCGGGUCCUGAUUUUUCCAGCCUCCCUUCUUUUUUGCCCCAAACCCCGUCGUCUCGCCCUAUGACAUACUCCUACUCCUCCAACCUACCCCAGGUCCAACCUGUGAGAGAAGUUACCUUCAGGGAAUAUGCCAUUGAUCCCUCCAGUAAAUGGCACCCCAGGAACAAUCUGCCCCACUGCUACUCCGCAGAGGAGAUCAUGCACAGAGACUGCCUGCCUGCCACCAACACUGCUAGCAUGGGCGAGAUGUUCGGCAAAAACACAGCUAACGUCUACCACCCCAGCACCAACGUCUCCUCCAAUUUCUAUAGCACGGUGGGCAGGAACGGGGUCCUGCCCCAGGCUUUCGACCAGUUUUUCGAGACGGCUUAUGGCACGGCGGAAAAUCUAGCCUCGACGGACUACCCGGUAGACAAGAGUGGCGAGAAGGCGCCCGCGGCCGCCGGGGCGGCGGCGGCGGCAACUUCAAGUUCGGAGGGCGGCUGCGGCAGGGCGGCGGCGACGGCGGAGAAGGAGAGGAGGAGGCGGCCGGAGAGCAGCAGCAGCCCCGAGUCAUCUUCCGGCAACAAUGAGGAGAAAUCCGGCAGUUCCAGUGGACAACGUACACGUAAAAAGAGAUGCCCGUACACCAAAUAUCAGAUUAGAGAGUUAGAAAGGGAAUUCUUCUUCAGUGUCUACAUAAACAAAGAGAAACGCCUCCAGCUCUCCCGAAUGCUCAAUCUGACCGACCGUCAAGUCAAAAUAUGGUUUCAGAACAGAAGAAUGAAAGAAAAAAAAAUUAACAGGGACCGAUUACAAUAUUACUCGGCUAAUCCACUACUCUAA